UACCCAUCUGUCACACAGAAAGGACACACAUCCAACAUGGGGCAUCUUCUGUUGGUCUGCACUUUGCUCUUCCAUGCUUUCUCCACGAUUAAGGGCGACUUUCUGAUUGAAGGACUGAGACACAUCCAGAAGAGAAACAUUGGCGAGCCAGUGAAUGAUAUUGAAGUCUACAGUAUUAACAUUGACUGUAAGGUGACAUCUCGAUUUGCUCAUAAUGUCAUCACAAGCAGAGCCGUUAAUAGAGCUAAUGUUUCUAAGGAGGCCAUCUUCAAAGUGGAUUUGCCAAAAACAGCUUUUAUAACAAAUUUUAGCAUGAUAAUUGAUGGAAUAACAUAUUCAGGGGUGAUUAAAGAAAAAGAAGCAGCAAAGAAACAGUAUCAAACUGCUGUUUCAAGGGGUCAGACAGCUGGCCUUGUCAGGGCAUCUGGCAGAAAGACAGAGAAAUUUACUGUGUCUGUAAAUAUAGCCGCACAAAGUAAAGUGACAUUCGAGUUGGUUUAUGAAGAAAUGCUGACGCGAAAUCAAGGGAAAUAUGAAAUGUUCAUCAAAAUUCAACCAAUGACGCUUGUCAAAAACUUUCAGAUUGAAGUACAAAUUCAUGAACCUCAAGGCAUCAGCUUUCUAGACGCCACUGCGACUUUCAUAACAAAUGAUUUACUACCGGCUGUCCAUAAAACUUUCUCUAAAGAAAAGGGCUAUGUCUCUUUCAAACCCACGCUGGACCAGCAACGUUCCUGUGCAACUUGUACAAAUACCUUACUGAAUGGAGAUUUUACUGUGACAUACGAUGUUAAUCGAGAAUCACCAGGAAACAUACAGGUUGUCAAUGGAUAUUUUGUUCACUUUUUUGCACCCCAUAAAUUGGCUAGUGUGCCAAAGAAUGUCAUUUAUGUAAUAGACAGAAGUGGAUCAAUGUGGGGAACAAAGAUGAAACAGACAAGGGAAGCCCUGCUUGAAAUUUUGAAGGACACCUCAGAACAUGAUCAUUUUAAUUUUGUACUAUUUGACCAUAAUAUUGAGGUAUGGAAACCUUCUUUGGUGAAAGCAACACCAGAAAACCUAAUGGAAGCCAAGGAAUUUGUCAGACAAAUUAGAGAUUAUGGUGCCACAAAUAUCAAUGAUCCUGUGCUAAGGGCUGUGGAAUUAUUGGAUAAAGCACAUGAACUAAAACAAGUCCCAGAAAGAAGUGUCUCUUUAAUAGUCUUGCUAACUGAUGGUGAAGCAAAUACGGGUGAAACUGUACCAGCAAAAAUUCAGGAAAAUGUAAGGAAAGCUAACAAAAAUGGAUAUACCCUGUACUGUCUUGGCUUUGGUUAUGGGGUUGAUUAUGGAUUUCUUGAGAAGAUGGCAUUGGAAAAUUCAGGCAUUGCCCGUCGAAUUUUUGAGGACUCAGAUGCAGCCUUGCAGAUGCAGGGAUUUUAUACAGAAAUUGCUAAGCCAACAUUGGUGGAUAUUAAAAUGCAAUAUCCUGAGAAUGUCAUUGCAGACAUCACCCAGAACAGCUUCAAACAUUACUUUGAUGGCAGUGAAAUUGUGGUUGCAGGACGAAUAAUCGAUAAUGAUCUGAACUUUUUCUCUGUGGAUAUACAGGCAGAAGGGGCAGAUAAUUUACUGAAAUACAGUGAAAAUGUUCAACUACAAGAGAAGGAUGGGGUGAGCAAACAGCAGGAGUACAUAUUCGGUGACUUUACUGAGAGACUUUGGGCCUACCUAACCAUACAGCAACUGCUGGAGAAACGAGUUUCUGCAGACCCAUCGGAGAAAGAAAAACUUAAACAGCAGGCUUUGGAUCUCUCCCUGAAGUUCAAUUUUGUGACUCCUUUAACAUCUAUGGUGGUUACAAAACCCGAAGAGAAAGAAAAGGAAGAAGAAACGUUAGUUGCUGAUAAAUUUGUUGAAGGAGAAUCCCCAGGCCACACUUCACCCUAUCAGACCCCAGGCCGCACUUCACCCUAUCAGUCUCCAGGCCAGAGUUCACCAUAUCAGACCGUGCAGACCUAUUUAUCACACCACCAACCUACCUACGCACCUUCAUAUCCCUAUGCCGUGCAGACCUAUUUAUCACACCACCAACCUACCUACGCACCUUCAUAUCCCUAUGCUCAGACACCUUAUAACUGGGUUGAUUCUGAUCCCCAUUUUGUGAUAAAUGUUCCAAGCAAGAAUGACUUUUUGUGCUUUAACAUACAAGAGGAGCCUGGAGUGAUAUUGAAUCUUGUUGAGGACCAAGAACUCGGUAUCGCUGUUAAUGGUGAAAUUAUUGGAAAGAAGAAAACAGCCAAUAAUGUGAUAUCAAAUCAAACCUACUUUGGAAAACUAGGGAUUGUAAACAAAAAGCUGAAACUGAGAAUUGAGGUGACAACUGAGACAAUCACUAUCAUGAUGGGUAAAAAUAAGAAGGAAUACACAUGGGAGAAGAAAACCUCUGUCAAGAAGGAAGGGCUUAACCUGGUUGUCAAUAAGAGAAACAAUGUAACACUAUCAUUUGGAGAAGGGGCAAAAUUUGUCAUUCUUUUACAUCAUUUUGCGAAAGAUGAUUCUCUACACACAGAUUUCUUAGGAUUCUAUACUUUGGAUGAUCAUAAAUUUUCUGCAGGCGUUCAUGGAUUGUUAGGCCAGUUUUUCCAUGGAGUUGAUUAUGAAAUUUCCAAUAUCCAUGAAACCAAAAAUCCCGAUAAACCAGAUGCUACAAUGAAAGUGAAGAAUAAACUACUGACAGUAACAAGGGGUUCACAAAAAGAUUAUGAGAGUGAUAACAAGAAUGGCAAAAAGGUCCCUUGCUGGUUUGUACACUCCAACGCAGAAGGGCUGAUUGAUGGCACUCAUGAAGACUAUAUUGUACCCGAUAUCUUCUACAUCGGAAAUUAGGACAUUUAUAAUCUCCCUCUUUUCUUCAUGUUUUAAGGAAUAGUUCUGCAUAUAUGUUUCAAUUGAAUAAAUAUUUACUGAUUAAUGUA
This is a messenger RNA of Rana temporaria (common frog), 2957 nucleotides long. Its product is annotated as inter-alpha-trypsin inhibitor heavy chain H3-like. Lineage: Eukaryota; Metazoa; Chordata; Amphibia; Anura; Ranidae. The transcript has 26 exons. The record is from RefSeq and is a predicted model, not a curated record. Gene Ontology annotation, molecular function: serine-type endopeptidase inhibitor activity. Bases 37 to 2868 code for a protein of 943 amino acids. Gene Ontology annotation, biological process: hyaluronan metabolic process.